Messenger RNA from Hyla sarda, 1767 nucleotides. RefSeq names its product UBA domain containing 1 (gene UBAC1). The transcript is spliced from 10 exons. Lineage: Eukaryota; Metazoa; Chordata; Amphibia; Anura; Hylidae. Bases 121 to 1335 code for a protein of 404 amino acids. Gene Ontology annotation, molecular function: protein binding. The record is from RefSeq and is a predicted model, not a curated record.
GACUACAAGUCCCAUCAUGCCCCAGGGCCUCUUCCGGUUAUUGGAGCUGGGGAUCCGGUCACAGGGCUGCGGGCUCGUCUUCCUGCCUGUCCUUGGGCCGCUACUCGGGGGGGAUGCUCCAUGUUCGUGCAGGAGGAGAAGAUAUUCGCCGGCCGGGUGCUCAGGCUUCAUGUCUGCACCAUGGAGGGGGCCGAGUGGCUGGAGGAGGUGAUGGAGGACAUGACGGUGGAGCGGCUGAAGGAGAGGUGUCUGAAACAUUGUGCCCACGGGAGCCUGGAAGACCCCAAAAGCCUUACUCAUCACAAGUUGGUCCACGCCUCCUCCGAGAGAGUCCUAUCUGAUACCAAGACUGUUGCAGAAGAGAAUAUUCAGGACAGAGAUGUCUUGUUGUUGGUGAAAAAGAGGGCCCCUCCGCCACCACCAAAGAUGUCCGACGUAUCAGCAGAGGAGAAGCGUAAGCAGGAUCAGAAGGCUCCGGACAAGGACGCCAUUCUCAAGGCCACUGCUGGCCUUCCAGCUCGCACUGCGGAUCGGACAGUCGCUCAUCACAAUAUGAGAGAUUUCCAGACAGAGCUGCGGAAGAUUUUGGUGUCUCUUAUUGAAGUUGCCCAAAAGCUGCUAGCACUGAACCCUGAUGCCGUUGAGCUCUUUAAAAAGGCAAAUGCCAUGUUAGACGAGGAUGAGGAGGAUCGGGUGGAUGAAGUGGCAUUACGGCAGCUCACGGAGAUGGGAUUCCCAGAGAGCCGAGCGGUGAAGUCCCUCCGCUUAAAUCACAUGUCGGUCACGCAGGCUAUGGAGUGGCUGAUUGAACAUGCCGAUGAUCCAACAGCAGAUACGCCUCUUCCAAACGAGAACGCAUCAGACGAGGCCGGUGCCGCGGCAUCAGCAGACUCCAGAUCGUGUCAGGGAGCAACCGCAGAAGACCCUAAAGACGAACUCACAGAAAUCUUUAAGAAGAUACGGAGGAAAAGGGAAUUUCGCCCAGACCCCCGUGCUGUUAUCGCUUUGAUGGAAAUGGGGUUUGACGAAAAAGAAGUGAUUGAUGCCCUUCGUGUAAACAACAAUCAACAGGACGCAGCAUGUGAGUGGCUCCUGGGCGACAAGAAACCUUCACCGGAAGAUUUGGACAAAGGCAUUGACACCUCUAGUCCUUUAUUCCAAGCCAUCCUUGACAACCCUGUCGUACAACUAGGCCUAACCAACCCUAAAACUCUACUAGCAUUUGAAGAUAUGCUUGAAAACCCAUUGAACAGCACACAAUGGAUGAACGACCCGGAGACCGGCCCCGUAAUGUUACAGAUAUCUAGGAUUUUCCAAACCUUAAACCGCACGUAGGAGACGCUGCCCUCCCCAUCUACUGUGUCUCUGGACUUGGGGGGGAAAGUGCAAAAACCAAAACCUUACUUAUUUUUUUUUUUAUCUAUUCUGGGCCUGUGUCAUUGAUUCUGCUCAGGAGAGUGUGCGUGUGUUGCUUCAUUACUCUUAUCAUCGUGAUGUUAUUGGAGUUGUUUUGUGGUUUAGACCGGCCGAUCAAUCAUUGGGGGAUUCUUCGGGAUUACGAUGCGGUGUUGUCACUUUGCAAACAGGAAAACCAACUUCCAACGGGGACGAGCACCAUGAUGCCUUCUGCCAUCUGCAUUCUCCUCCUGACAACCAUUUCCAUGGUACAGUUAGCCUCUGGCGAUUCGAUACACCACCCAAAAGUAAAACUCCUUUAAAGGGGUACUCCGGAGGAAAACGUUUUUUUUUUUAAUCAACUGGUGCCAG